Suillus fuscotomentosus is the source of this 660-nucleotide messenger RNA. RefSeq lists its product as uncharacterized. The transcript has 3 exons. The record is from RefSeq and is a predicted model, not a curated record. NCBI's taxonomy places the organism in Eukaryota, Fungi, Basidiomycota, Agaricomycetes, Boletales, Suillaceae. Bases 1 to 660 code for a protein of 219 amino acids.
AUGCUAAUAAAGGAAAUGGAAAUAUACGCACUAGGGAGCUUGGUGGACAGUGGAUGGAUGCAUCUGGAUGGCUGGCGCUAUAGGGCGCGCAAGCGCGGGAAUGCGCGCGCGCGUAUACAUCGUGAAGCGUGGGAAUGCUGCAAGCUCUUUAUCAAUCUGAGAAUUAAUGAAAUCAGCAUGUUCAAGAGCCAAGUUAUUGUUGGGAGGGAGAAAAUGGAGCACUUGUGGGCGAAUGGGCAGGGGUUCUUUGAGCAGCCUUUGACCUCAUUGAACAGGAAGCAAAGCAGCUUGUUUGCAGAUGAGCACCAUUUCCCAUCAGAGUGUUUUGUGAUGAAAGUGUUGGAGGAGGACUUGCAAUCGCGAGGGGAGUGCUUUCCUGUGCAGAACCAGCAGAUGCCAAUGACUUCAGAGGUGGCUCUAGUGACUGGUCACUCUGAGAUGGGCAUGGAGGCAGACAUAGAGACAGAUGACAUGGUGGCAUUAGCAGGUUUCGCAGAGGCACAAAAGGACUGGCUGCGAGUCACUUGGGCUUCCAGGGAAGCAAUGCGAGAGGCAAGAGCAGAAUUUGACUCGGCCUUGACAUGCUCCAAGCAGCGAGAGAAAAUUCAUAGCUGGAAGACAGCUGGAUUGAAGUCUGAAGAGUUGUUCACCCAGUGUUGA